CGGAACCUAUGGAAUUGUCCAAGAGAUGUCAAGGAAGUUGCUUAUAAAAGUCUUGUAAGACCAACGCUUGAAUAUGCGUCUACAGCAUGGGACCCUUACUAUAAGAAAGAUGUUGCUGCUGUUGAAAGAGUUCAGAGAUCAGCGGCACGAUUCUGUUUAAAAAAUUACGAUCGGACAGCUAGUGUAUCAGCCAUGACGAAAGAGCUGGAUUGGGAUACAUUGGAAACAAGAAGGAAACAUACGCGCCUAUGUAUGAUGUACAAGUUAAGUCGUGGUCUACUUAACUUGAACGCGGAAAACGUGCUGGUUCCAAGUCAAGAAACAAGAACACGAAAUAGUCAUACGUUUAAAUAUAGA
Messenger RNA from Paramuricea clavata, 357 nucleotides. The record is from the annotation of a GenBank genome assembly. NCBI's taxonomy places the organism in Eukaryota, Metazoa, Cnidaria, Anthozoa, Malacalcyonacea, Plexauridae.